Trichomycterus rosablanca is the source of this 880-nucleotide messenger RNA. It is a transcript of the gene hoxa11b, whose product is annotated as homeobox A11b. Lineage: Eukaryota; Metazoa; Chordata; Actinopteri; Siluriformes; Trichomycteridae. The record is from RefSeq and is a predicted model, not a curated record. Gene Ontology annotation, biological process: regulation of transcription by RNA polymerase II; anatomical structure development. The transcript has 2 exons. The coding region runs from base 2 to 880 and encodes 292 amino acids. Gene Ontology annotation, cellular component: nucleus. Gene Ontology annotation, molecular function: RNA polymerase II cis-regulatory region sequence-specific DNA binding; DNA-binding transcription factor activity, RNA polymerase II-specific.
GAUGAUGGAUUAUGAUGAUCGUGUGUCCGUUGGGUCAAAUAUGUAUUUACCUAACUGCACAUACUAUGUUUCCGGAACGGACUUUUCCAGCCUGCCUCCUUUUCUACCCCAGACCCCGUCUUCUUGCCCUAUGACAUAUUCGUACUCGUCGUCCAGUUUACCCCAAGUUCAGUCCGUCAGAGAGGUAGCUUUCAGAGACUAUGCUAUUGACCCGUCCAGCAAGUGGCACCACAGGGCAAAUCUGCCCCACUGCUACGUUCCAGAAGACAUUGUGCACAGGGACUGUCUGCCCAACCCGGGCACUUUGGGGGACAUGUUCUCGAAAAACAACUCGGCUGUUUACCACACGGGCUCGGGUCACACUCCCGGCGUGUAUGGCAGCGUGGGGAGGAAUGGUGUUUUGCCUCAAGCCUUUGAUCAGUUUUUUGAAACGGCAUACGGGAACCUGAAUAACCAAAACAGCGAGCAGGCAGCGAGCAGAUAUAGCAGCAGUAAAGCUCCUCAAGCAGCAGCAGCAGCAGCAGCUACAGCAGCCUUGGGAUCGGGAGCCGAGCCAUGCCGGGACACCGAGGAGACAGACCGCCGAGAGGAAACCAGCAGCCCCGAAUCGUCUUCCGGCAAUAACGAAGAGAAAUACCCUAGCUCUAAUGGACAAAAAACUCGCAAAAAGAGAUGCCCCUACUCCAAAUAUCAAAUCAGGGAACUGGAAAGAGAAUUUUUCUUUAGCGUUUACAUAAACAAAGAGAAGCGGCUUCAGCUCUCCAGGAUGCUUAACCUCACCGACCGUCAAGUCAAAAUCUGGUUUCAGAACAGAAGAAUGAAGGAAAAGAAGUUGAACAGAGAUCGUUUACAGUACUAUUCAGCAAACCCCUUGCUGUAG